Molecule: messenger RNA, 471 nt
Organism: Fusarium sp. VM40
Lineage: Eukaryota; Fungi; Ascomycota; Sordariomycetes; Hypocreales; Nectriaceae
Source: the annotation of a GenBank genome assembly
AUGGUCAGUUUCGGAUCACCCAAGGAGCAGAAGAAGAACCACGAAGAGGUUGCUGAUAUUCCUCCUCAUCUUUCCGACUUGCAUUGUUUCACCGAAACUGACAAUUGCAUAACAACAACAAUGAUGGAUCUCCCCGGCUACCGCAUCACCAAAGUGCUUGGCGCCGUCUACGGCAUCACGGUGCGUUCGCGCAACAUCGCGGCGGGCAUCGCCAUGGUCAUCAAGAGCAUGGCGGGCGGCGAGCUGAACUGGUUCACGUCGAUGUUGUACUCGUGCCGCAACGACUCCAUCAGCAGAGUCGUCCAGGAGACCAAGCGGAGAGGCGGCAACGCGAUCAUUUGUUUACGAUUUGAGACGGGGGAUCUUGGAGGGUUUGCGCAGGCGAGUGCGUACGGGACUGCUUGUGUGGUUGAGAAGAUCGAGGGUGCGGCUGUGGAGGUGCCUCAGUUGACGCAUCAGAGGAGGGUUUAG